AUGUCGCUUAAACCUAUUAUUUUACAACAAUUCUGUUUUGUAUAUAAAUUAAUUAUUCAACAUGAUUCGAUAAGUUUUUUAGAGGAAAAUAUUAGUGAAUUCGUAAGAAAAAAGCGUUCCUCUCAGGAAGAAUUAAUUAAUUUAAUUAGUGAUAUAGCGAAGGAAUAUAUCAAUAAUAAUGAACAUAACAGUUUUGUUGAGCUGGAGAAAUUAAAAACUGUUUAUCAUAAUUUAUCAUGCCUAGAAAAUAUAGAAAAUGUAAAAACAGUAUUGGUUAAUAAUGAUUUAACAAUUGACGAUAUGGAUCCGAAUGAAUUUCUUCGUGUAGUGAACGCUUUUGAUAUGCCCAAUUGGAAUUAUUCUAAUGAAAAAAAGGGAAAGCUUAAUCCCCUAAAGAAAAUAAACCCUUCAAAAGGAUGCAUUAAUAUCGAAAGAUUUGAUCUAGUUUAUCAAAGGUUAAAACGAUGGCCAGGAUAUUUAAAACAAACCACAAGUUUUAAUAAAAUUGAUAAUAAGUUACCAACGAUAAAAGAUCUUCGUGGAAGGACUGGUCAAAUGUUUAACAUUUUUGGUAUGUUAACUUUAUCAAAAGAAGGAAUAUAUUGUUUAGAAGACAAAGAUGACAUUUUGAAAUUAGAUUUAUCAGAAUGUGUAAGUAACUUUGUUAUAGUUAAAGGACAAUAUUGUGAUGGUCAAAUAUUUAAAGUAGUUAAUAUGGAAAAUCCGCCAUUAGAAUGUGCUGAUGAUACAAGGAGAGAAUUUGGUCGUAUUGAUUUCUUGGGAGUUUCAGCCUCUAGAGAAGAUAGAGAAGAUGAAAUGAUUAAAAAGUGUGAAAUUUCAUGGAAACAUUUAUUCUUUGCAAUAAUAUCUGACGUUUGGUUAGAUAAACCUGAAACUCUGAAAAAUCUAAGAAAAAUGUUACGAGGUUAUCAACGUGUAAAAAUAUUUCCUUUCGUUUUCAUCUUUAUUGGAAAUUUUUUAUCCGAAUCAUUUUUAUAUUCGGACGAAUGUUCUGUGAAAUAUCGAGCGGCAUUUGAUAAAUUAGGAGCUCUCAUCGCAGAAUUUCCUUCCAUAGCAAAGUCUUCUCAUUUUAUCUUUGUACCAGGUAAUAAUGAUUUUAAUUUCAAUGGUAUAUUACCACAAAGACAAAUAUCAGAUUUAUAUACUGCUCGAUUAAGACGAAAAUUACCCAAUUCUGUGUUUGCAAGUAAUCCUUGCAGGAUUAAAUAUUGUAGUCAGGAAUUAGUGGUUUUCCGCGAAGAUAUAAUUUAUAAAUUCAAAAGGUAUAGCGUAGAACCAUCAAAACUUCAAAAUGAUCAAGAUAGUCUUGAAAAAAAAGUAAUAAAGAAUUUAUUACAACAAUCACAUUUAAAUCCUUUAUCGUCGUCUCUGAAUUCUAUUGCAUGGGAUUAUGAUCACACCCUUAGAUUGUAUCCAGUACCGGAUGUUUUAAUAUUAGCAGAUAAAUAUCAAAAUUAUUCUGGAUUUUCAUCAAGUGGAUAUAAAUGGAUGGUGUAUUAUCCAGCAUUAAAAAAAUCCGAACUUUGGUAA
Messenger RNA from Diversispora eburnea, 1551 nucleotides. NCBI's taxonomy places the organism in Eukaryota, Fungi, Glomeromycota, Glomeromycetes, Diversisporales, Diversisporaceae. The record is from the annotation of a GenBank genome assembly.